Messenger RNA from Bipolaris sorokiniana ND90Pr, 812 nucleotides. RefSeq lists its product as uncharacterized. The record is from RefSeq and is a predicted model, not a curated record. The coding region runs from base 16 to 735 and encodes 239 amino acids. NCBI's taxonomy places the organism in Eukaryota, Fungi, Ascomycota, Dothideomycetes, Pleosporales, Pleosporaceae. The transcript has a single exon.
AGCUGUUCAUUUCAUAUGGCCAACGAAACAAAGACCUGCGCCCACUGCAAAAACACCGCCGAUGCUAGAGGACUCCCAUGCCUCCAAGCUUGUGCACGUUGUAAGACGGCUCUAUAUUGUGGUCGAGACUGUCAGAAGGCCGACUAUAAGAGUCACAAAAAAGUUUGCUCUAAGCCCGUCGAGCACUCCAAUCCCUACGCCGCGCCUCGUCUUCACGACCUUGAGCAACAUGUAUCCGAUCCGUUCACUCGACUCGAUAAAGGCACGUACCUGCAUGAUCGACCGGAAAGCGACACAUUUAAGCUUCUCAUCGACUCCUUUCGUAUCCGGCAAGCGGAUGACUUUGAUUACGAGAACAAGACCACGUCACCAAGCAUCUACACCGGUGCUGCAACCAGCACUGAACCCUUUCGUCGGUACCUCAACAGGGCAACUGCAUGCAAAGGCCUCCUUCCACCAUGGUGGACUCCGGAGAAGAUCGAAGAGUGUGUGAUCUUUGGAGAGAGUGGAGCCUGGAGUGAUAUAAGGAAGAAAGUGACAAAACAUGAAGUCAUUCAGCAUUAUGGAUAUGACAAGAUGCCACUGCAAUUGCGGUUGUUGGCUGAAGCGAUCUAUGGCGUAGGUACGAUGGGACACAAUGGUUCAGAUGUGCGAAAAAUGAUGACGCAAAUCGAAAGUGGUGGUUUGCCAAAUGGUCAAACUAUGAGGACGAUUGAUAUUAGUCCGAAGCGUUAGCACAGACGAGUGUAGCACAUGACAAUAAACUCAAGCUUCGUAAUCACAUGAAUUUACAGAAGCAAUCGUUGACCUAG